Molecule: messenger RNA, 1690 nt
Organism: Spodoptera frugiperda (fall armyworm)
Lineage: Eukaryota; Metazoa; Arthropoda; Insecta; Lepidoptera; Noctuidae
Exons: 7
Coding region: 86-1672 (528 amino acids)
Source: RefSeq, a predicted model, not a curated record
GUCAUGUCAAUGACUUAUGAAACUUGGAUAUUUUUUUAUCCUAAUACUUACAAUUUGUAAUAUUUAGUUUAAUACACGCGUAAAAAUGAAUUUUCAAACGAACAAAGUUAGUCUACCUGUGAGGGUUAUGGUGAUAAAUCCAUUGAUACCAGCGUCGCAACUAUUUAUUACUAAAAUACUAUCGGGAGUAAUAUUUGGGAGAAGUCAAUUGGUUGAUUUGAUAUUAUUAGUUUAUGCGAAUGAAAUUGAUGCUGCUCAUGUUUUAGGACAAGAAUUGAUUGCUUGUGCUUUUCCAUGUUACAACAGCGUAAUUGUAACUUCGGAUUUACCAACUCUUGCAGAUGCUGAUGUGUUUUGUUUCAUGACUCAUUUUGUAAAUCCUAACAAAUUUGACUUCAAGGAGGAUAAGGAUUUAGAUAAAGAUAAAGCAAAUCAACAGUUUGAUAAUUUCUACUUGAUUAUAAAAAUUGCUACAAGUUUAGGGAAACCGCCAACAGAUAAAGGACCAGUUAAACCAGCUGUUGAUGAGGAUACAGGAGAGACAAUACAGCCUAGAAAGCCUAUAAUACUUACUGAUGGCAUACUGACUCUAGAUAUCCUGAUGAUUGUAGCAAACACGUUACCCCAAGAUGUAAUGUUGUUCAGCACAACGCCUUUAAGAUCUAUUGCAAAAAUUACUUUGAGCGAAUUCUUGAAGGUGAGAUGUUGCGACCUUAAUCAAGCUUAUGUUUGGGCUGCUAACGACACAGUGUUUCAUGCGGAAAUCGUGGAGCCUUUUCUUAUUGAAGAUAAAGUAGUACAAAGCCAUUGGUGUGAUUGGAAUGCAAUGUCCCCAGAAAUGUUGGAGACGCUGGGUUUGGAACAUAUUAACUUCAAUGCAUCCUGGAUGAAGAGAGAGUUCAUUGAAAAGAUGGUGACCUUCUCCAAGGCUAACCCUUAUGGCUCUAUCUUCAAAGCAGCAGAACUGUCUAGAACCUUGAAUGCCAUUUGGCAACCGCGUUGUAUCGAUGACAACGUAAGUACUUCAUAUACUAGCGUUGGAGUGAUCAGCGAUGGUUCAUUGGGCACGAUUAAAGGUAAAAUCCGGGGCGGCAGUAUACCUGUGGAGUUGCAAGUAAUGGCAGCUAUAAGAUACUGGGGCCGCCAUGAGAUUCAAGAAGACUGUGCGGAAAUUCAUGGCAUGAGCCAACAGACUUUAUCAAGAACUGCUAAAAGAGUUGCUAUUGCAUUGGCUUCGAAAAGUUCCAUUUAUAUUAAAAUGCCUUCAAAUUUAAGAGAAGAGACUGAAACUAUUCGGAAAUUUGAAGCAAUUUAUUUGAAGAUCUGUGAUAUAGUUUGCCACUGGAGGGGUAGUACUCAUGAUGCAAGAAUAUGGCGUGAGAGUUCCAUUAAAAGGAGAUUUGAAGAACGAGAAUUUAAAGGAAAACUUAUAGGCGAUGGUGGAUACCCUUGUACCCCAUAUUUACUGACUCCAGUACUGAGACCCCGCAACGAAGCAGAACGGCGGUACAACUAUAGCCACAUUCGCACCAGGAACCUGGUUCCAUAUUGCAAAAAGUUUCUUCAAGAGAAUGUUAUUGACAAAGCAUUUAUACCGGCUUUGGUCGAUAGUGAGACCACGAGCGUAUUUUCUUCUGUAGAUGAAGGCAGCUACAAUAGUGGUAGCGACUAACUAAGGAUGAGGAUCACA